GCUGUCGUCCACUCCGACGGAGUUGCUCGUAAGGGGGCAAGUCGAGGGGUGUUCCCGUGUUUCACUCGGAGCGAGAGGGUCCUGGGUCACUUAUUGGCUCGCUUGACAGUUGACAGUUGGCCCGGACGAGAGCGCUGAAGGUGAACAUUGAAAUAUGCGGCGCGGCUGUUUGGUGGUCGUGUGACAAUAUUAGCAUAUUAGCAUCAUCGACUUAACAGCGUUGCUCCGGUCCACCGAGCUGUUGUGUGGACAACUCGACAACAACAGACGGUGGAUGUUGGUGGUGGUAAAUGGCCUGUAUUCUGCUGAAAAACAUGAACCCAUCCACGACCAGAACCAAAGCACCUCAUAAUAGCCUCCCCCCUGACCACAAGGCACCGUCUGGACCUGAUCCAAAGCAGAAUAGCACAUGCCUAAGUGUCCACCUUUACUACGUGGGUCAGGGUGGUGGAGGAGAGGAGUGCAUACUCACAUACCCGCCUGGCGAGUACGUAGCAGAGGAGCUUUGCAUCCUCGCAGCCAAAACUUGUGGUAUUACACCAUUGUAUUUCAACUUGUUCAGCCUCAUGAGGGAAAGUGACCAGAUGUGGUUCCCAGCCAAUCAUGUCUUUAAACUGCACCAAGAGGCCAGUGAGAACCUACACUUCAGAAUCAGGUACUACUUCCCUGGCUGGUACAACAGUAGUAGUUCCUCAUAUGCUCACCGCUGUGGGAUUUCCAAGGCCAUGGAGAGCCCUGUGAUGGAUGAGUGCGUUAUGGCAUAUCAAUUUUUCCAGUGGCGUCGUGACUUUCUUAAUGGUAGGGUUGUCAUUCCAAUGAGUCACGAAGCCCAGGAGGAGUGUCUGGGCAUGGCAGUACUAGACAUGAUGCGUUUGGCUAAAGAGAGUGGUCAGUCACCUGUGGCCAUCUACAAUGAUACCAGCUACAAAUCUUUGCUGCCAAGCUGCAUACGAAGUCGCAUACAGGAAUACAACAUCUUGACUCGGAAGCGAAUCCGCUUCCGGUUCAAGAGGUUCAUCCAGCAGUUCAGCGAGUGCAAAGUCACGGUGUGUAAACUUCGCCUCAAGUAUCUGAUGAGCCUGGAGGUACUACUUCCAUCGCUCUACUCGGAGCGCUUCCACGUCAAGGACCUGUCUGCACAUGAUGUUACCAUCGUCGUCAUGGGCAACAAGGGCAUCCAGUGGUCAAAAGGGAAAAUGGAGGGAGCAGAGGAGGAGCUGCAGACAUACUGUGAUUUCCCAGAGGUGAUAGACAUCAGCAUUAAGCAGUCCAAUAAGGAAGGCUCAGUGGAGAGUCGCAUAGUUACUCUCACAACACAAGAUCACCAGAUCCUGGAGCUGGAGUUUCACUCUCUCUCGGAGGCUUUGUCGUUUGUAUCAUUAGUGGACGGAUAUUACAGACUUGUUGCAGAUGCUCAUCAUUAUCUUUGCAAAGAGGUGGCCCCUCCAAGGCUUCUGGAGGGCAUUCAGAGCCACUGUCAUGGCCCUGUGUCGAUGGAGUAUACCAUCGCUAAGUUGCGUCGCGCCGGCAACCGCCAAGGGUUGUACAUGCUGCGCCGUAGCCCCAGAGCCUAUGAUAAGUUCUUUAUGUCCUUUGUUGUGGGGUAUGAUGCUAUGAUGGACUACAAGCACUGUAAGAUUGUGAGGAGCGAGUCAGGAGAGUACAUUCUGAGCGGUGCCAAGAGAAGCUUCGACACGCUUGGGGAACUUCUCAGCUGCUACCAAAAGGAAGCGCUUCGCACAGACGGAUACACAUUUCAGCUAACCAAGUGCUGUCCGCCCACUCCCAAAUACAAAUCCAAUCUGCUGGUAUGUCGUAAUAACCAAGUGCCAGAGGUUCUUCUGUCUCCGUCGCUACAAAAAAGCAUCAGCCAGAUGGUUUUCCACAAGAUCAGAAAAGAGGAUCUCGUCAUCGUAAGGCAGCCACCUUCGCUUUCUGGGACUCCUGUCGGGCAAUUAACACAAUAUACUAACAAAACUACACGAAGUGAAAGUCUUGGCCAAGGUACGUUCACCAAGCUCUUCUCCGGCGUGAGGAAGGAGCUCGGAGACUACGGAGAGAUUCAUCAGAUCGACGUGGUUAUCAAAAUCUUGGACAAAGCUCAUCGCAGUUACUCAGAGUCAUUCUUUGAAGCAGCCAGCAUGAUGAGCCAGCUCUCCCACAAGCACUUGCUCCUCAACUAUGGUGUAUGUGUUUGUGGAGAUGAGAACAUUAUGGUUCAGGAAUACGGUAAAUUUGGCUCUCUCGACACUUAUUUGAAAAAGAAUAAAAGUAGCGUCAACAUCACAUGGAAGCUGGAGGUAGCCAAGCAGCUGGCCUGGGCCAUGCACUACCUGGAGGAUAAGAAUGUUGUCCACGGGAAUGUUUGUGCCAAGAAUGUUCUGGUGAUCCGAAAGGAGGACCGGAAGACAUGCAGUCUGCCUUUCAUCAAGCUCAGCGACCCUGGCAUCGGCACCACUGUUCUGCCCAAAGAAGUUCUGGUGGAGCGUAUCCCGUGGGUGCCCCCAGAAUGCAUCGAAAACUCACAAAAUCUGAGUUUGGCCACAGAUAAGUGGGGCUUCGGCACCACCCUCUGGGAGAUCUGCAGUGGUGGCGAUAAACCACUCUGCACCCUUGACUGCUGCAAGAAGAUUAUGUUCUACGAAGACAGACACCAGCUGCCAGCUCCCAAAUGGACCGAGCUGGCCAAUCUGAUUAACAGCUGUAUGGACUACGAGUCGUCACACCGACCCUCUUUUAGGGCAGUCAUUAGAGACCUAAACAGUCUCUUUACCCCAGACUACGAGCUUUUGGUGGAGAGCGACAUGGUGCCUGCAAGGAUGCGAGGCUUUGGCUUCCCGUGGGCUUCCGAGAGCCAGGAGCCUGCUCAGUUUGAGGAGCGACACCUCAUCUUCCUCAAACAGCUGGGCAAAGGGAAUUUUGGCAGCGUGGAGAUGUGCCGGUACGAUCCCCUGCAGGACAGCACAGGGGAGGUGGUGGCCGUUAAGAAACUCCAGCACAGCACGGCGGAGCACAUCCGGGACUUUGAGCGCGAGAUUGAGAUCCUCAAGUCUCUCCAUCACGAGAACAUUGUCAAAUAUAAAGGAGUGUGCUAUAGUGCAGGACGGAGAAACCUACGCCUGAUUAUGGAGUAUCUUCCCUACGGCAGUUUGAGGGAUUAUCUUCUCAAAAACAAAGUCCACUUUGAUUCCAAGAAGCUGCUUCUCUAUGCGCUACAGAUUUGCAAGGGUAUGGACUACCUGGCCACAAUGCGUUACAUCCACAGAGACCUGGCUACUAGAAAUAUUCUGGUAGAGAGCGACAUGAGGGUGAAGAUUGGUGACUUCGGUCUGACCAAGGUGCUGCCCCAGGACAAAGAGUACUACACUGUGAGGGAGCCCGGAGAAAGCCCCAUCUUUUGGUAUUCUCCAGAGUCACUUACAGAAAGCAAGUUUUCGGUGGCUUCAGAUGUUUGGAGUUUUGGUGUGGUCCUCUAUGAACUUUUUACUUACUGUGACAAAGGCAACAGCCCACCUGCGGUGUUUAUGGAGCAGAUGGGAAAUGAAAAACAAGGACAGAUGAUCGUUUAUCAUUUGAUCGACCUGCUGAAACAAGGCUAUCGCUUGCCUGUGCCGGAUAAUUGUCCGAAGGAGAUGCACCAGAUGAUGACCGAGUGCUGGAGCGGUGACCCGGGACACAGGCCCACUUUCCAAAUGCUGAUCCGCAGAGUGGAGAUGGCACGAGACAACAUGGGCACGCGAGGCGCGUUCACCGGGGAAGUCUCGAUGUUGUCGCGAUGAUGCAAACAAACUAUUCCGAUCACACCAGGCUGAUAUCCACUUACUUGUCACGGUGUCGCCACAAGUGAUGUGAGGACUUCAUAAACACUACACCUUGACUCCAAAGAACAUUCCCGACUGCCUUUAAAUAUUCUUUUUAUACAUGUUAUUCUACAUGGGAAUUUUUUUUUAAAGAUGGUCAUUUCUUUUGUAAAAUAUGGUUAUAUUGUACUUGUGUAUGAUGUGUAAUGUUUGCAUCCUUCCUUGGCUUUUAUGUUGUCCUUUUUUUUUUUUUUUUACUUUUUUGUAACAAACAUCCCACCUGAUGAAAGCAAAACCUUGGCAAAGGCAAAAUUGUACAGUAAAUCCAGAAUGUAUUUAAGUGCUUCCCUUUUUCUUGAUGUUACAGCCUUAUUCCAAAAUACUUAUGUACAUGUGAGAUUUUUGUUACAUAUUUUUAAUACACAUCUUAAAAAAACAAAAACAACAACAACAAAAAAACCUUAGGAACUGCAAAGAGCAAACGUGUGCCAAGCUCAUAGCAUAUUCAAAAAGAUUUGUGGCUGUAAUUGCCAUCUGUGAUUUCUUACGUUUGGUGUGCGUGUGUAUACAUUCCAAAAAUGAAUUUAACUUGUUUUUGAACAAGGCAAAAACAACGAAAAGUGAAACAAGUGAAGCAGAGUGUUUCCAGAUGCACUUUAAGUCUAAAAGGUUACUGGUCCAAUUAAAAUAAUGCUGUCUGUUAAAGUUGGUCAUUAAUUGCCUUAACUGCUCACACAUGCUCUCAUAUGAAAUUACAAAAUUAGUAUAAUUUGAAAGCAUGCUUCAAAGAAACAUGCUCUGGGACUGCCGAUAUUACCUCCAAUUUCAUUAAGGGGAUGUAUAUAUUAUAUAUUAGUUCAGGAAGACGUAAUUAUAGAAGUCAUGUUGCAGUCUGUCGAGUAUAUAUUUUGAAUACAUUUGUAUAAAAGAGCAUGGGAGGCAUUUCAAAGCAGCCAUCUUGGUGAGUCCGCAACACAGAUGUACGUUUUACUGUUACUACAUUGUUGCCAUUGUGUGCCCAAGCAAUGAAAAAAAACAUUGUUAAAAAUAUUUUACUAUUCAAAUUGGAUAAAAGUCAUUCCUGAUCUUUUACAACAUGUUUGGCCAUUUUUUUAGGUCCACCUAGGUACAACUGACGCAGCCUUGCAAUAAAUUAUUUUCAUGGAGAAGAACAUUUUAGAUUCACUCAACUUUAAGUGAUUUCCCAUAAGUACUUUUUUUUUUUUUUUCCAGUGCUUUCAAACAAAAUAUUGGGAUAAAUGUCACUCUCAAGAGUCACUGUUCUGGUCCGACGCCCUCCUCGAAAUAAGCCAAGCGUUUUGAGAAUAGAAAACGCUAAACUGGGAUGUGUUUUUAUAGAGCAGGGCAGCUUUAGCCAACAGCUCCAAUCCCAUCACAUUGAUUGGACUGUAGGUUGAAUGACUCCUGAUACCCAUUAGUUCACAUACUCCGCCGCUAUUGAUUUAAGCAGAUUUAUUGUUGUGACUUUGACUUUCAGAUCACAAUUAUAAUAUUAAUAUAUACAUAUAUUUAA
Molecule: messenger RNA, 5334 nt
Organism: Phycodurus eques (leafy seadragon)
Lineage: Eukaryota; Metazoa; Chordata; Actinopteri; Syngnathiformes; Syngnathidae
Gene: jak2a
Product: Janus kinase 2a
Exons: 24
Coding region: 291-3779 (1162 amino acids)
Biological process (GO): hemopoiesis; cytokine-mediated signaling pathway; cell differentiation
Cellular component (GO): cytoskeleton; membrane; cytosol
Molecular function (GO): ATP binding; cytokine receptor binding; non-membrane spanning protein tyrosine kinase activity
Source: RefSeq, a predicted model, not a curated record